AUGGUUCAUGUAUCGGAGGAUCAAGUGAUCCAAUUUUCCAUUGAUGAGGUGAAGAUGGAAGGGGUCCAGCAGCUCACCAAAGGAAAGUCGGCUCUUCCGAGUCAGACGAACCAGGCCCAGCCUUUUGCGAAAAUCACCAGUAGAAAGGCUAGUCCUCGGGGAUUCUCCAUCAACAAACCUCCUAAAAUCCAGAUUGGGGGCGAUCUCCCCAAACAGUAUGGCCUGUGUAAAACGGAGAAAAAUCGCAAGGCAGAGGGACUGGAGAUGAGGUCUGAUCGUGAAUGUGAAAACGGUCCUGAUGAUACCUCAAACUCUCGAGAAAUGGAAACACAAACUGCUGCUAUUUUUGCACAUACUCGGCGCCGUCGUCUCAUCUCGGAGAUAGACCCCGAUGAUGAUGCUCUGGACCUUGACCUACCGCCCGUCACCGUCGCUCCUGGAAAGGCUUUGAAGGGCUCCGAUCAAGUAGGUGGCGACAAUGAUGAUGUCGCGUAUAAGGUCAAUAUCUUCGAGGUGUCUGACCGGGGCACUUUCCUUGACCUGGGGCAAGUUCCCAAAUUGGGUAAAGGACCCUCUGGCCCAGUUGUGAAGGCGGCCCACAAGGCUACAAAAGGCAGGCUGCGCAAGGCUAGGCUGCCGAUGGAUGAUUCUCCUUCACCUGCUCGCGGCCCAGAAUGGGCGGAAGACCUGGUGCGGGUUGGUGACAUCAAUGGGCCGGCCCAUUGUUCUGUCCCCAUGAAAGAAACCGUGCAAGCCCUUGUCUCGGCUAAAUCAGAGUUGGAGGAAGAAGAGCAAUGUUUUGAAAUUAAAAGGAGACCGCCUCCCUCUUUGCCUAAAGGAAAAAAUGUGGCUAGAAAUCGGGGGCGUUUGAGCCAAGUUGUCGCGGCAUUUGAGGCUGGGCUGUCCAUUUCUCAUUCGGCACCUCCCCCACAGGAGCAGGAGAAGGAAUGUGCUCAAGGACGGAUGAGCCAGGAGAAGCUCCAGGUGGAGGAAGCCAGCCAUAAAUGGCCCCAAGAGGAUCAAUGA
Messenger RNA from Linum trigynum, 1026 nucleotides. The record is from the annotation of a GenBank genome assembly. NCBI's taxonomy places the organism in Eukaryota, Viridiplantae, Streptophyta, Magnoliopsida, Malpighiales, Linaceae.